Trichoderma virens Gv29-8 is the source of this 1191-nucleotide messenger RNA. RefSeq lists its product as uncharacterized. NCBI's taxonomy places the organism in Eukaryota, Fungi, Ascomycota, Sordariomycetes, Hypocreales, Hypocreaceae. The record is from RefSeq and is a predicted model, not a curated record. Gene Ontology annotation, molecular function: DNA-binding transcription activator activity, RNA polymerase II-specific; zinc ion binding. The coding region runs from base 1 to 1191 and encodes 396 amino acids. Gene Ontology annotation, biological process: regulation of transcription by RNA polymerase II. The transcript has 2 exons.
AUGGCUGGUGGCUCGCGAACAUUCCACCACAAGUCCAGAAAUGGCUGUAGCCGCUGCAAGAAGCGGCGUGUCAGGUGUAAUCUGCAAGCCCCGAGUUGCGCCAACUGUACGAGGCGUGGCGAGCUUUGUGACUAUCGAUUUCUCGGCAGAGACAGCCCGCAGAUGCCAUCGUCUAGUCAUGCUGCAUAUAUGAAAAGAAGAAGACACCACUCGGGUGGCUCCUCAUCCCCGGAGGCGCCACUAGGGCCCGUGCUAUCCUCCAUGCCUCCCGCUUCCCACCAUCAGUCAGGCGUCAAUGCUGAGCCUAUAAGAGGCGCAUCUCAACCUACCAUUGAUGACCUGGCCCUGUGUCUACUUCGAGACGACGAGAGUCAUCUAAUAUCCAAUGAGCUCGUCGACCAAGCAGACGCGAGUGAAUUCCUUGAGCACAACAUGGCUGUCAUCUCAGCACUUCACGACAAGUCCACCGAUCCGCUACUCCAGCCAAAUGGCAACAAUACCAAAUCAGAUCUAGUUGCGUAUCAGCAUCAAAUUGCAGCGUCUAGCAAGUUCCGCAAGUCAGUAGGCGCCAUCAGCGACCGUAACUGGUUCACCGUCCUCAUCUUUGCCAUCUCGGUCCUCAUCUUCCACUUCGACAUCCACAGAAGAGCAAAGCGCGGGCUUGCAGACGAUGAAUUCCUAGAACCCCUCAUGGCUCUACGUGGAGCCGCGCUUCUGGGUAUGGAGUUGGGGCCGUGGCUCUUGAAGAGCAAAUUGCUCGCCGCUGCGAGACGGCGCCUUGCGGCUGAAAACCCGCCCUGGGAUGACCUUGCCGAACAGGCUAUUUCAAACCUCGAGCUACUAAACGAGACGGCGUCACCACUUCGAAGCCGCGCUAUCUGCAAAGAUGCCCUGAACAAGCUACAGUUCUGGCUUCGACUUACGCAAUCUAAGCCGCGCACAUGGCUCCACUUCGUGUGGUGGCCGGGGGCCGUCGAUCAAGAAUAUCUGGAUCUGCUGGGGGCAAGAGAUCCAAUGGCGCUGGUGAUUCUGGUGCACUGGUGUGCAGUGAUGAAGUCUUCGCCGAGAAAGUGGUUCAUGGAGGGAUGGGCCGAGAAUGUUGCCCGACCGGCGAUUGCGCAGAUUGGACCUGAAUGGAACGAUACUUUGGAGUGGCCAUUAUCGAGGAUAAAACCGGGUGGUAGUAGAUGA